Messenger RNA from Dendroctonus ponderosae (mountain pine beetle), 3153 nucleotides. RefSeq lists its product as uncharacterized. The record is from RefSeq and is a predicted model, not a curated record. NCBI's taxonomy places the organism in Eukaryota, Metazoa, Arthropoda, Insecta, Coleoptera, Curculionidae.
GUGAAAAAUGUUUGGAAAACACCAAAAACAGCCCGAUAGUUUGCCACUUGAUCUGUUGGAUUAGCUGAAGCAGUGUUAUUUAAAUGCAAUUUCAUAAGAACCAGAUUGAAAAGAAAACACAAUUUGAACAUCAACAGCAACACCUUAAUGACUCGGCAUCAAAUCGGGGAUUAGAUCGCGCGAACGUAAUCAAACUUGAUUAGGUAUUCUCGACUAAUUAUAAUCCAUUUUUUAAUUAUCUCGCAAUGGAAUCUGGGCUAUUGGGCGGUGCCAUUUUGGGGCUCGAAUUAGAAACCUCUUGAGGCGAGGAACCACGAAACAGGCAAAGUACCGGAAGAUUAUUGACGGAACAAUUCGCUUAAUAUUCAUCUAAUAUUCAUCUGGGCUGUUGGAAGAAUCGAGCCGAGUCACGAAAAUAUUCCAACGACAUGUGCAAUGCGUACUUGUAGAAAGUAACAACAUCUAACAGUAUAUGCAUGCACAGCUCGAACGGAUCUGAAACUACAUGCUGGCAUGUCGGUUGAAACAUUUGCUCCUUUUGCCCAUUUGGCCGAUAAUGGGAAAGUAAGUAAGGCUCUUUGUCAAUCACUAUUCCAAUAGUGAUCCAUAUCAUAUCGUGGGACCAAAAAGUUACAGGAAAAAAGCGCGUGUUUCCUUUGUAUCCCUGCCGCAAAGCGGCCAACUUCCUUGUUAAUUGGCGCACUUUUGUGAAAGUAUCCCGCUCAGUUUUUCCUUUCAUAAAUUGCAGAAAAAAACGCGCAGAAUUCGUUGUUACCCGCAUAAAUCGCCGACGAAUCCUUAUCGUGUUGCGAUAGAACCGUAAUAUCGACUCAUUAGUUCUAAUCAUUUUAAUGAACGCAUUUACUCGCUUGCUUUCUAUUUAGAUCGAUGCACUUAUGCAAUUUCCUUAUAUUGCACCACUUUUUUUUGCGCUGAUGACAGCCAAUGAUUUAGACGUGUGUUGGGCUCGACCAGUAUAUUAUUAUCUCAAAGUCAGAACAUCGAUGGUAGUCAAAGGCUGUUGCACCCGAUAUGCGAUGCCCAUCGACGUUCUGAUUUAUAGAAAAGGUUUUUUCACAAGGCGACAAUGAGACACAAUAACAAAAAAUUGCAAGCGAUUGGUGAUUGUUUUCAAAUAAUAGUUGAUUAGGAUUGUAGGAAUGCGAAAGUGGCCUCAUAUACAGGGUGAUUCAAAACAGCAAACUACAACACACUCGGCACAACAAUGACAUUAUAGUCUACUGGAUGCCUUAAUUCUAAUAUUUUUCUUUUACCGCCUGCGGGCACAAUAAAACAGGCAAAGUCAGAAGGUCCAGUGUCAUUUUAAACACCCACUAAGGGUGUUUUUCCUUAAAAUGUCAAUAAAUUUGUGUUUUUUAGAGCUAAUUUACUGAUCUUAAACUGAGCCCCAAAAUCAGCUGCUAGAGUUUGUUGGAGCCCCUUUGAAUCGCCUUCUGUACACGCCCAUAGGUAUUGGUUCCCAGGCAUCAAAAAUGUUAAUAGAUUUUUCAAAGUUCCAUACAGGCAGGCAAAUUGCUUCCGAAGAAAGUCCGCACCAUUGAGGCGUAAUUGGUAGUGGGUUUUCGCACACGUACAGAACGAAAAAAACGCAUCGAUAAUUAAACGUUUUAAUCGGCGCGGCUGCGGGGCGCACGUUGUUUUUUCCGUUUUUUCGUUCCCCAAACGAUCCAUCUUCCUUCCACCUGUGCCGACGUCACCGUGUGUCUUGCGGCGAGGAAAACUAGAGCGUCGUUUCUUCAGUUUGAAAGACACGGCGAACGCGCGAAGAACGGGAGUUUUACAAGUAGCGUUAGAUCGAUCGUGCCUAAGUGGAACGGCUUCAGUGUUUUCCGAUGUGGUGGUACCGAGGUGGCACCUCGCUUUGGGGUGUUUGUGGAACCUUUAUUGGAUUACUAGUCCUGGCCAGAUGCGCCAAUCCAGAAGUGGCGGGCGGUUGCAAGUUUCCAGGCUCGCCCGCCCACUCGUCCGUGGAGUUUUCCGACGAAACUCUCGGCCCCGCCACCAUUGCUACCUACUCGUGCGAGCGCGGCUUUGAGCUGCUGGGGCCCAGCAGGAGAGUGUGCGAGAACGGCGCCUGGUUACCCGAAGGGAUCCCGUUUUGCGUAUUGAAUGUGGCGGCCGGCAAGGCUCCGAUGCAAGUAUCCACUGAAGCGGGUGGAAUACCGCAAAAGGCCAUCGACGGCAGCACCAGUGCCUUCUUCAGUGCGGAAACCUGCACACUGACCAAGGCGGAAAAAAUGCCCUGGUGGUACGUGAACCUGCUGGAACCCUACAUGGUCCAGUUGGUGCGGCUCGACUUCGGUAAACCCUGCUGCGGGGCCAAUCAACCGGCUACCAUAGUGGUGCGGGUGGGCAACAAUCGCCCCGAUCUGGGCACGAACCCGAUCUGCAACCGAUUCACCGGGUUCCUGGAGGAGGGACAGCCGCUGUUCCUGCCCUGCAACCCGCCCAUGCCCGGCGCCUUUGUCAGCGUCCACCUGGAAGUGCCGGAAGCCAAUCAGUUGUCCAUUUGCGAGGCCUUCGUCUACACUGACCAGGCGCUGCCCAUUGAAAGGUGCCCACAGUUUAGAGACCAGCCGCCCGGCAGCACCGCCACGUACAACGGCAAGUGUUACGUGUUUUACAACCGGAACCCGCUGGUGUUUAGGGAGGCGCUGCAGUUUUGCCGCAGCCGAGGCGGAACCCUGGUGGACGAAAGCAAUCCGGCCCUGCAAGGAUUUAUCAGCUGGGAGCUGUGGAGGCGGCACCGCAGCGACUCCCAGGGCCAGUACUGGAUGGGGGCCGUCAGGGACCCGAAAAUUGGUGGUUGGCAGUGGUUGACGGGAGACGACGUGACGGUGUCCUUCUGGAAUUUGCCCGUUGGAACUGGAAAUUGCGCCCGCUAUGACGGCACCAAAGGGUGGCUCUGGUCGGACACUGAUUGCACGAUGCGCCUCAAUUACAUCUGCCAGCAUCAGCCAAAGGCCUGCGGCCGCCCAGAGCAGCCGCCCAACUCCACCAUGUUGGCGCCCAACUUCAACGUGGGUUCUCUGGUGGAGUACACGUGCGAUGAGGGCCACCUGCUGGUGGGCCCCACCAUGAGAACCUGCCUGGAGACCGGAUUUUACAACGAGUUUCCUCCGGUGUGCAAAC